UUUUUAUAAGGCCGUAUCCCCGAGAAUGUCAUACGGUACGGAGUACGAGACACAGACAUUCGACAUCACGUCAAGACACAGAGAAAAUGACCCUAAACGCUCUUCGUCUUCGUUCCACGACAUUCUCGCCGUCUGCCGAGCACGAUCAUCUCUCCCGACAGAAACAAGAACAACACCAUACAUGCAAAGAGAAGGAUAAGACCAAGAGCUACCUGCUCAAAAUCAAAGACCUCCCCCCUUGGGCAGACCCAAACCCUCACAUCCUAACCUCCUACCGCCCCUCCAGUAACAAUGUCCUCAUCUCCCUCGCUAGCAUCUUCUCCCAUCACAACGAAACAGCCAACAUCCACACGCACCUCGUCCCCGCCGUCCUCCUCAUCCUCCUACUAACGCACUCCACCCUCUACACCUACCUGGUCACCAAGUACGGCGACAGACUGACCCCCUUCGACUGGGGCAUCAUCGUCGCGCAGCUACUCACAGCAACAGGCUGCCUCCUCGCCUCGACUUUCUACCACACCCUUCUCAACCACUCGGAAAGAGUAGCCGAAGUAUGGCUGGCAGUCGACUACGUAGGGAUCAUCGCGCUCACGAUGGGUGAUUUCGUGAGCGGGCUGCAUUUCGGGUUUUACUGUUUUCCGCGUAUAAAGUUCUUUUAUUGGGGGCUUAUCACGGUCUUGUCGAUCCUAUCGGGCAUCGUACUGCUGAGCCCCAGGUACAAAAGCGAAGACCACCGUCUGUUUAGGGUGGGCGUGCUCGUCGCGACUGGGCUGUCGGCGUUUGCGCCCAUCGGACACGCGUGGAUAAAUUGGGGAACGGCGUACGUGAUGGGCAUUGGGGUGGGAUGGUAUCUCCUCGAGGGAGCCUGUCUCAUCCUUGGCUGUUGGCUAUGGAUUGUGAGUUUUCCAUUACCCUCUGCUGUUCUACUAUCUUUCUACGUUCGUUCUUCUCGGACGAGCAGAGGACUGAGUGUGUGCAGACGCGGUUCCCAGAAUGCCUCUACCCCGGCCGGUUCGAUUUAUGGGGUGGAUCUCAUGCGCUAUGGCAUGUUUUUGUGGUGUUAUCCAUUGCAGCGCAUGUCGCUGGCUUGCUGAAGGGCGUGGAGUUUAGUUACCACGGGUUGUGUGCUCACUGAUUUGGUGAUAGAUUUGAGGAUGGGGUGUGUUAGCAUGUCUUAUCUUGACCUUCGACCAAAACCAAUUGGCGAGUGGUAGUCUUUUAAUAUCCAACGAUAUGAACAAGAUUGUGCUUCAAAAA
Aspergillus candidus is the source of this 1257-nucleotide messenger RNA. Its product is annotated as hemolysin-III family protein. Gene Ontology annotation, cellular component: membrane. Gene Ontology annotation, molecular function: signaling receptor activity. The transcript has 2 exons. NCBI's taxonomy places the organism in Eukaryota, Fungi, Ascomycota, Eurotiomycetes, Eurotiales, Aspergillaceae. The record is from RefSeq and is a predicted model, not a curated record. Bases 87 to 1094 code for a protein of 335 amino acids.